Messenger RNA from Oryza brachyantha (malo sina), 2309 nucleotides. RefSeq names its product D-3-phosphoglycerate dehydrogenase 3, chloroplastic-like. NCBI's taxonomy places the organism in Eukaryota, Viridiplantae, Streptophyta, Magnoliopsida, Poales, Poaceae. The record is from RefSeq and is a predicted model, not a curated record. The transcript has 5 exons. The coding region runs from base 118 to 1971 and encodes 617 amino acids. Gene Ontology annotation, biological process: L-serine biosynthetic process. Gene Ontology annotation, molecular function: NAD binding; phosphoglycerate dehydrogenase activity.
CCCUUCUCCGACCUCCAACGAUAUAAACCGAGCCUCCCUCCCUCCGCCUCCAUCGCGCACAAAUCGAACGCCGAAAAUCACCAGCACGAGCGAGCUCGAUCCGUUCCAUCGGAGAUAAUGGCAGCCGCCGCCGCCUCGCGCGCCGUCCUCCCCGGCCAUCGCGCCGCCGCGGCGGUGCGGGUUAGCGCGGGGGCGCGGGCGGCGGUCACGCUUCCGCGGCGGCGCCUCCGUGCGCGGUGCGCGGUGAUCUCGUCGUCGUCCGCGGCGGCGGUGGCGGCGUCGGAGCCGGCGGGGAGGAUACUGGGGUCCGGGACGGACGGGGCGCUCUGGCCGAAGCCGGCGGUGCUGGUGGCGGAGAAGCUGAGCGAGGCCGGGCUGGCGGUGCUGCGGCGGUUCGCGGACGUGGAGUGCGCGUACGGCAUGUCCCCCGCGGAGCUGCUCGCCAAGGUGGCGCAGUUCGACGCGCUCAUCGUGCGGAGCGGGACCAAGGUGACGAGGGAGGUGCUGGAGGCCGGCCGCGGGCGGCUGCGCGUGGUGGGCCGCGCCGGCGUCGGGAUCGACAACGUCGACCUCCAGGCCGCCACCGAGGCCGGCUGCCUCGUCGUGAACGCCCCCACCGCCAACACCGUCGCCGCCGCCGAGCACGGCAUCGCGCUCCUCGCCUCCAUGGCGCGCAACGUCUCCCAGGCGGACGCCGCGCUCAAGGCCGGUAAAUGGCAAAGAACCAAGUAUGUCGGGGUUUCCCUGGUCGGGAAGACACUUGCAGUCAUGGGCUUCGGCAAGGUUGGUUCAGAGGUAGCCAGGCGAGCGAAAGGGCUCGGUAUGCAUGUGAUUGCUCAUGAUCCGUACGCCCCCGCCGACAGAGCUCGUGCCAUUGGAGCUGAACUGGUCUCUUUCGACGAGGCCAUUGCCAGGGCGGACUUCAUCUCCCUUCACAUGCCACUCACCCCAGCUACAUCCAAGGUCUUCAACGACGAAUCCUUCGCUAAGAUGAAGAACGGAGUUCGGAUCAUCAAUGUGGCCAGGGGUGGAGUUAUCGACGAAGAUGCUCUUGUCCGAGCCCUUGACUCCGGCAAAGUUGCUCAGGCGGCUCUUGAUGUCUUCACAGAGGAGCCCCCAGCGAAGGACAGCAAGCUGGUGCUCCAUGAGAAUGUCACUGUUACACCCCAUCUUGGAGCAAGUACAGUGGAGGCCCAGGAAGGAGUCGCUAUCGAGAUAGCCGAAGCUGUCGCCGGUGCACUGAGAGGUGAACUCGCAGCAACAGCCGUGAAUGCUCCCAUGGUUCCAGCUGAGGUCAUGUCAGAGCUUGCCCCCUAUGUUUCACUGGCAGAGAAGCUGGGCAGGCUGGCGGUGCAGCUCGUCACCGGCGAUAGCGGCGGCAUCAAGGGCGUCAAGGUGGUGUACACCUCAGCCCGUGGCCCCGACGACCUCGACACGAGGCUCCUCCGCGCCAUGGUGACCAAGGGCAUCGUGGAGCCCGUGUCGAGCACGUUCGUCAACCUGGUGAACGCCGACUACACGGCGAAGCAGCGCGGCCUGCGCAUCACCGAGGAGCGGGUCUCCCACGAGAGCCCCGCCGCGGAGGCGCCGCUGGAGUCCAUCCAGGUGAGGCUCUCCCACGUCCAGUCCAAGUUCGCCGGCGCCAUCGGCGACGGUGGGGACAUCGUCCUCGAGGGCAGGGUCAAGUACGGCGUGCCGCACCUCACCCUCGUCGGGCCCUACGAGGUGGACGUCAGCCUGGAGGGCAACCUCAUCCUCUGCCGGCAGGUCGACCAGCCCGGCAUGAUCGGCAAGGUCGGCAAGAUCCUCGGCGAGAGGAACGUCAACAUCAGCUUCAUGAGCGUCGGCCGGACCUUCCGCGGCAAGCAGGCCAUCAUGGCCAUCGGCGUCGACGAGGAGCCCGACAAGGACACUCUCGAGAACAUCGGCCACAUCCCGGCGAUCGAGGAGUUCGUCUUCCUCGAGCUAUGAUGAACACCAGCAGCAGCAACUCGUCGGAAUUCGUAGGAUGAGCUUAAGCUAAGUAGCACGUAAUUUGGGCCAAGUGGCCACAGGUGGCAAGUGACGCGAUCCCAGUGGUCUGGUUGGGACUUCUGCAUUGCUCUUCUUUUUUUUCCUGUCACGAGUAUAUAUGUGAAGGGUGCCUUAGCUUGGCCCCUGUUUAAAUAAGCAGUUUAAGCACGAUAUAUGUCUAUAUGUAUGUGUAUAUUCGAUGUUGUAACUUUGUAUUACUGUCGCGUAAUGCUUGUGCUGUAUCAGACAUAUAUUGUACUGCUUGAUGCUAUAAAAGAAAUAGUCGCUAGUACUAA